Molecule: messenger RNA, 1458 nt
Organism: Linum tenue
Lineage: Eukaryota; Viridiplantae; Streptophyta; Magnoliopsida; Malpighiales; Linaceae
Source: the annotation of a GenBank genome assembly
AUGGCACUAAUUGUGGAUCAACAAUCAGGGUUCAAACAUUAUUGCAAGAUUUGCAAGAAGGGGUUUGGAUGCGGGAGAGCCCUUGGGGGCCACAUGAGAGCUCAUGGGAUUGGAGACGAUAUUGCAGAUCACAUGGAAGAGGAAGAUCCCACAAGUGAUUGGGAAGACAAAUUACCAAAUGAAGAUAAUAAUGUGGCCCCCACGAAUAAGAGAAUGUAUGCAUUAAGAACAAACCCUAAUCGCCUAAAGAGCACUCGCGCUUGUGAGAAUUGUGGAAAAGAGUUCUUCUCUUGGAAAUCAUUCCUUGAGCAUGAAAAUGGAAAAUGCACCUCCGAAGAUGUCGAUUCCUUGAUCUCUUCCCCUCCUUCGGAUGAAGGUGAAGAAUAUGGCCCUACAAUGAGGGGAAGCAGUGGUGGUGCUAAGGUUGGCAUUGGUAAUAACAACAACAAUAACAACUCCAUUUGCGCAUCAAGUGAGGAGGAGGAUCUAGCCAAUUGUCUCAUGAUGUUAUCCAAUGCCACAAACACAGUGGAUCAUCCUCCUUUGAUGGUCGAACCAGAGGAGUCAUGUGCAUCGGCGAGUAAAGAUGAGGAUCGAAGAAAUUCCAACAACUUAAUCGCUCCACCUGCGAUGGCGCCAACCAUUGACAAGGCCAAGGCAAGUAAAGGGUUGUUUGAAUGUAAGGCUUGCAAGAAAGUUUUCAAUUCACACCAAGCACUUGGAGGGCAUAGGGCUAGUCAUAAGAAAGUUAAAGGUUGUUUCGCUGCCAGGCUGGAUAACCACCAUAGUGAUAGCAUGGCUGAUGAUGAUGCCAUCACCAUGCAACAGGAUGACACGUCAAUGAAAGUGGCAUCGUCGAGCUUUCAGUUCGACCAUGGCUCUCAACCUAUUGCUUCACCCUCAAAGAGGAAAUCUAAAGUUCAUGAGUGUUCCAUUUGCCACCGGGUGUUCUCUUCCGGCCAAGCAUUGGGCGGUCACAAGCGUUGUCAUUGGAUUACAUCCAAUUUGCCGACAGCCGAUGCCUCAUCGUUGGCCACAAAAUUUCACCAAUUUCAAGAUCACCUAGAGCAAAUUCAACACAGAUCUCCCAAGUUUAUUAGGACGAUAAGUAAUUCUGAACCCUUGGAUCUCACGCUUGAUCUUAAUCUUCCAGGCCAUCCUCGUAAUCAUCCUUCUCCUAACAACUUUGCAAUGGCUGCUGAGGUUUACUUACAGUCGUGGAUGGGAAAAGAGAAAAAGGUAGACCAAAAUGACGAGGAGAGUAUUAAGAAGAGUCAUGACAAGAAUAACGAAAAUGGCAAUGUUUCUUCGUCGACGCAGACGGUUGAUGACGAAGCAGACAGUAAACUGAAAUUAGCAAAGCUUAGUGAACUUAAGGACGUACAUAUCAACGGGAAUUCAUCACCAUGGUUACAGGUGGGAAUCGGUUCCACCGCCAAUGUGGGCGCAGACCAUUGA